Messenger RNA from Dryobates pubescens (Downy woodpecker), 1248 nucleotides. RefSeq lists its product as uncharacterized. Bases 1 to 1248 code for a protein of 415 amino acids. Gene Ontology annotation, cellular component: cytoplasm. The transcript has 10 exons. Lineage: Eukaryota; Metazoa; Chordata; Aves; Piciformes; Picidae. The record is from RefSeq and is a predicted model, not a curated record.
AUGUUCUCUCCCAGGAUCUGCCCCUGUUUUGCACAGAGGAAGAUCCUCAGACAUGAGUGCCCCAAGAUCCAGAAGUUUGGUCUGCUGGGGAAGCUGGUGGGGCAGCUCACCCUCUCCUGCACCUGCAAGGACAAGGAGACCUCCUGCGAGGCUGCAGAAGCUCUCUAUGAACUGCACAUCUUCGUCCUGCAGCAGACAAGCAAGGUGGAGUGGAUGGAUUACAGUGGGCAGCUGCAGCCUCUGGUGGGCUCACAGAAGCAGCCUUGGAUGUUCCUCAGCGAGAAUCGUGCCAGGAGACUCUUCUCGACAGUGGAGUGCUCUGACUGUGAGGAGGAGCUGCAACGUGCCCUGAAAAUCCUGGCCAUGUCUCUGCAGAGCCAGUGCCUGGGGAUGCCCAGCCUGGUGCUCAGAGCCAUCCUCAGGCUCACCCAGAGGCCCGACACAGCAAGGAAAACCCUCGUCCUGCUGCCACUCGUCCUGGAGCGGCUGCGGGAUGACGACGGCGCCAGCAGCGCCGCAGCCCUGCCCGUGCUCGCCGCCAUGCUGCGGCUGCUUGAGGGGAGGAGGCUCAACCUCGCCGCCCUGGAGCUGGCUGACAAGCUCUGGCCCCUCUUUGGCAACGAGUCGGACACUGUGCGGGAGCUCUCCAUCCGUCUCUUCCGAGAUGCGAUGAGGCUCGUGGCGCGCCAAGGGAAGGAAAAGAUGAAGAAGGUGGUGUGCAACAGCCUGCUGCCACUGCUCUUCCACCUGCACGACGAGAGCAAGAGUGUGGCCCAGCAUCAGUCCCCAGCCGGUGCAUCUUCCCCAGAUGGCCCAGGACAGGCGGCUCUGAGCCCUGCCAAGAGAGGGGGCACCGGGUCCUGUGCCCCUGCUAAUGGUGGUGGCAUCUCUGCUGCUCUCCAGGCCUCCCAGGAAGCUCUCCGCAGCGCUGGCCACUUCCUGAACUGGAGGAGGCUGGCACAGCUGGCUGGGACUCAGCAGGCAUGGAGCAUCCGCGAGCGCUUGCUGUCCAAGAACAGGAGCAGGGCCAAGGACUACCUGCACCAGAGCCAGAGCUACCUGCGGAACCCUCAGGAGGCCCUGCGGCUGGAGGCUGUGAGGUUCAUUGGCCUCAUCGGAAGACUGAUGGAUGAACGGGAGGACAUGGAGCAUGUCAGAGAGGUCCUUCGAGAUGCGAGGAGAGAUGACAGCCCCCUGGUCUCCUCCCUGCUGACUCAGACCAUCCUUAUCCUUGGCGAAGAAGGGUGA